CCCUGUCUCCCUGUCUCUCUCAGGAAAAGCCUGGUGGAGCCGGGGUGGAAAGCAGGGCUCGAGGUUUCCGCCUCGGUACCAGCUACCGGCGUUAGCGGGGCCCCUGUCAGAGGCAGCGGGGCCAUGCGGGGGCAGUGAUGCCAUCGCUGCGGGGCUGCGAGAUCCCUCCCAGUCAGAGCGAUGGAAGCGAGUCCCAUCGUGACGUCCAAGCAGCGGGAGGAGGUGGUGCACGGGGUGCCGACGGAGGUGGUGUGCACGGCCUUCUCCAACUCGGUCCUCGUGGUGGUCACACAGUACGGCAAGAUGGGGACCAUCGUCUACGUGGACCCCAACACCAUCGGCGACAACGUGGGCAGGCCCUCGCUCACCACGAAGGUGCUGCUGGGCAAGGAUGAGCCCCUCGUUCAUGUCUGUGCCAAAAACCUGGUGGCAUUCGUGUCGCAGGAAGCUGGGAACAAACCUGUUCUCCUCGCCAUGGCUUUAAAGGACAAAACCAUGGAAGGAAUACAGGCUCUACGAGAAGUGAUCCGGAGUUGCCAAGUGUGGUGAAGUUGUGCCAUCUGGAUUCAAGGAAAUGAUCUUGAGCCCAUGACUCAUCACCACCUAUUUAAAAGGACUAGAAAUGAAAAUGAUGGAAUGUC
This is a messenger RNA of Vidua macroura (Pin-tailed whydah), 641 nucleotides long. It is a transcript of the gene PSMG3, whose product is annotated as proteasome assembly chaperone 3. Bases 181 to 549 code for a protein of 122 amino acids. NCBI's taxonomy places the organism in Eukaryota, Metazoa, Chordata, Aves, Passeriformes, Viduidae. The transcript is spliced from 3 exons. The record is from RefSeq and is a predicted model, not a curated record. Gene Ontology annotation, biological process: proteasome assembly.